ACGACGUUAAACAAAUGUCACGACGAUAAAUAAUAGGGAAGAUAAAUUAAAAUCGAAUAGAAACUGAUCAAUUCAAGCUGUCGUAACACUUUGUCUUAUCACUUUACUCACGAACUAAAUUUUGUUUCGAUUGCAGUGAAGGAGCAAUAUUAGACUAUAAUUGUUUCUUGUCCACAUAUUAGUGUUAAUUGAUUAUAAACUCUAUACUAGGAAAAAAAAUUGAGAAACAAACUUGGAUGAUGAAAAUCAUAGAAUUAAAUUGAAAUUCUUUUAUAUAUUCGGGCGUGAGUUUAUGAGUACUCGACGUGGACAUAUUCAGUAGACGUCAUUACACUGUUUGCGAUAUUGUGAUUCUCCAUUAAAACAUUCCUCGUUGUUGCCACCGUAUUAUAAUUUAUCAAAUUGAAAUGUCGUGGAUGCGUGACAAUAGUUUGAAUUGGGCGCAGAAAUUUGCGCUCAAUGUGAUAAAAACGGGCAAAAUUCCACGUCAUGUGGCAUUCAUAAUGGAUGGCAAUCGUCGUUAUGCGAAGAAAUUACAUUUGAAUGCGAGCUCAGACGGUCACAUUCAUGGCUUUGAUAAGCUUGCUGAGGCGCUGCAAUGGUGCUUAGACAUUGGCAUCGCAGAAGUAACAGUCUAUGCAUUUAGCAUUGAAAAUUUCAAACGAAGCGACGACGAAGUGAAUGCUCUCUUGGAAUUGGCACGUGAAAAAUUUCGAAAAUUUAUGGAAGAAAAAGAUGAGCUUAACAAACGUGGUGUUUGCAUUCGAAUGAUUGGCAAUUGGAAAUUAUUGCCACUUGAUCUACAAAAGUGCAUGGCCGAUGUAAUGCUACUAACGAAACAUAACAAUAAAUCAUUUUUAAAUGUGGCAAUCGCAUAUACGUCUCGCGAUGAAAUCACCGAAUCGAUACGAGAAAUUGUUGACGGUGUUAAACGAAACGAACUAGAACCAAAUGAUAUUACCGAUAAUUUGAUACGACGAUGCAUGUACAGUGACAAAUGCACCGAUCCAGAUUUGUUAGUUCGCACUUCAGGAGAAUCACGUUUGUCAGACUUUUUACUGUGGCAGGCGUCAACCUCAAUAGUUUACUUUACCAAAACACUUUGGCCCGAAUUCACAUUUUGGCAUUUUUUGGGCGGUAUGAUCUACUAUCAACGGCACUAUCAAAAAAUGAACAGUGUAAAACAGUCGAUGCAUCAUUUCUCGAAUUUCAUAGCCGAUGGAACACUUCCAAACGAUCUUCAACAAAUGCGACAAACAAUGGAAACCGAAACAAGCACAAAAGUGGACACUUUCAGUCAGGGUGCCACUGAAUUUCUGGAGAAAUUUGAUAAACGAAAAAAUAACUAUUUGAUGGAGUUAUCAAAUCUUAAAAUAUAAAAGGUUAAAUUGUAUAUAUUUAUAUGUAUUUCAAAUCGCAUGAACAAUUUGUU
Messenger RNA from Contarinia nasturtii (swede midge), 1432 nucleotides. RefSeq names its product dehydrodolichyl diphosphate synthase complex subunit Dhdds (gene Dhdds). The record is from RefSeq and is a predicted model, not a curated record. NCBI's taxonomy places the organism in Eukaryota, Metazoa, Arthropoda, Insecta, Diptera, Cecidomyiidae. Gene Ontology annotation, biological process: polyprenol biosynthetic process. Gene Ontology annotation, molecular function: ditrans,polycis-polyprenyl diphosphate synthase [(2E,6E)-farnesyl diphosphate specific] activity. Bases 408 to 1379 code for a protein of 323 amino acids. Gene Ontology annotation, cellular component: endoplasmic reticulum; dehydrodolichyl diphosphate synthase complex. The transcript is spliced from 3 exons.